Salvia miltiorrhiza (redroot sage) is the source of this 3762-nucleotide messenger RNA. RefSeq lists its product as uncharacterized. The transcript is spliced from 7 exons. NCBI's taxonomy places the organism in Eukaryota, Viridiplantae, Streptophyta, Magnoliopsida, Lamiales, Lamiaceae. Bases 1 to 3762 code for a protein of 1253 amino acids. The record is from RefSeq and is a predicted model, not a curated record. Gene Ontology annotation, biological process: DNA integration. Gene Ontology annotation, molecular function: nucleic acid binding.
AUGGCCUCGAAUUCUCAACAAAAGAGUGCUAGAGGAGGAAGGAGGGCAGCCGUCAAUGAAGCUACGCCAAGCUAUGAUGUUACAAGGCAACUUGCCGAGUUGACUAGGCAAGUGGAACUUUUGAGGGUGAAAGACUCUAAAUCUCAACAAGUGAUGUCAGUCGAGACUUGUGGGAUUUGUGGAGAAUCUGGACAUGGAGCAAAUUUAUGCCCGAAAAUGGGAGAGCCUAUAUUUGAGGAUGAGGCACAAGUUAAUGCUUUGCAAGGUUUUCAACCUCGUCCUAAACUAAACCCAUUUGCUCCAACUUACAAUCUGGGGUGGAGGAAUCACCCAAACUUCUCUUGGAGACAAAAUCAAGGUCAAGGUCCGAGUCAGAAUGCUCAGAAUUUUCAGCAGCCACAACAACCAAAUCAGCCACAGUAUCAGCAACAACAACCGGGAUUCUAUCGACAACAGCAAAUCGAGACUCAAGUUGGACAGAUUGCAGGAACUGUAGGAAAGCUAGAUCAGCAGAACACCAGGGACAAGUUGCCGAGCCAUUCUGAACAGGUUCAUGCUAUUUCUAUUCUUAGAAGUGGCAAAGUGGUUGAUAACAAGGUAGAAUAUCCACAGGCUGAUGAAUCAAGUUCUCAAGAGGCAGAAUCAAGCAAGUCGGAAGAAAAGAAUGAGGAUGCAAAGAAAGAAGAGGAGAAGAAGGAUAAUGGUCUUCACAAAGCUGUUAAUCCUUACACACCACCCAUACCUUUUCCGAGCCGACUAAGGAAUGCAAAACAAGAUCAGCAGUUUAAUUACUUUUACAAGCUGCUAUCAAAAGUGAAUGUGAAUCUGCCUCUACUUGAUGUGAUUCGGAAUGUUCCGGCGUAUGUUAAGUUCUUCAAAGAACUAGCAUCGAAGAAAAGGAGAUUAGCCGAUGAUGAGAAGAUUGUGGUGUCUGAAGUGGCAAGUGCAAUAUUGCAGCAUGAACUUCUACCAAAGCAGCGAGAUCCAGGAAGCUUUGUUAUCAAAAUUGCUUUGGGGAACGGGAAAGAGGCGUCAGGGGAUCUUAAACCUACUCGUUUGUGCUUGCAAUUAGCUGAUAGGUCUGUUCGUUAUCCUAAAGGAAUUGUCGAAGAUAUAUUAGUUAGAGUUGGUGGUUUAAUUAUUCCCGUUGAUUUUGUUGUCUUGGAUGUGGGGGAUGAGAAUAGCCUUGAUAGUGUACUUGCAGAUUCGGAGGCUAUGGAUGAGAAAGAAUUACUCCUUGAAGAAAGCAUUAGAGUGAUGGAAAUUCUUAGGCUUGGAACUCAAAAAGAACCUGCUCAUCCUAAAUUAGAGCUUAAGGAGUUGCCAAAACACCUUAAGCAUGUCUUUCUGGAGGAAGAUGAGCAAAAGCCCGUGAUUAUUUUCGCUGAGCUCAAUGAGGAGGAAGAAGAAGAGUUAGUGAAAGUUUUGAAGAGAAACAAAAGAGCAAUAGGCUGGAGCUUAUCUGACAUUCAAGAAAUUAGUCCUGCUACGUGCAUGCACCGGAUCAUACUCGAGGAAGGAGCAAAACCUGUACGUGAUGCACAGAGAAGACUAAAUACAAAUCUUAUGAAAGUGGUCAAGAAAGAGAUUUUCAAGCUUCUUGCUGAAGGAAUCAUCUAUCCGGUGGCUGAUAGUGAAUGGGUCAGCCCGAUUCAUGUGGUGCCAAAGAAAGGGGGUAUCACCGUGGUGGAGAAUGAUAAAGGAGAGUUGGUCCCUACACGAGUCACCACUGGGUGGCGAAUGUGCAUUGAUUACAGGAAAUUAAAUGCAGUCACGAAAAAAAACCAUUUUCCUUUACCAUUUAUUGAUCAAAUGUUAGAUAAGUUAGCUGGGCAUAAGUUUUAUUGUUUUCUUGAUGGAUUGUCUGGAUAUUAUCAGGUGGCUAUUGCUCCAGAAGAUCAGGAAAAUGCCCUUUGGAUUAUGCAAUGCACCUGGGACAUUUCAAAGGCUAAAGUGGAUGUUAUUGAAAAAUUACCUCCACCGGUUAAUGUGAAGUGCGUUAGAAGUUUUUUGGGCCAUGCGGGUUUUUACCGUAGAUUCAUUAAAGACUUUUCUAAAAUUAGCCAGCCUUUAUGUCAAUUGUUAGCUCAGGAUGUUCCUUUUGAGUUUGAUGAAAAAUGUUUACUUGCAUUUAAUACUCUUAAGGAAAAGUUAAUUUCUGCUUCUAUUGUUAUAGCCCCCGAUUGGUCUUUACCAUUUGAGAUAAUGUACGAUGCUUCAAAUUCUGUUGUUGGAGCUGUCUUAGGACAACGAGUUGACAAGAUGUUGCGUGUAAUAUAUUAUGCAAGUUUGACACUGAAUUCUGCUCAAGUGAAUUACACGACAACAGAAAAAGAGCUACUUGCAGUUGUUUUCUCAUUGGAUAAGUUUAGAUCUUACAUUCUAGGGUCUAAAGUUAUAGUUCAUAGUGAUCAUGCAGCUCUUAGAUACUUGUUGACUAAGUCCCAAGCUAAGCCUCGUUUGAUUAGGUGGAUUUUGCUUUUACAAGAGUUUGAUGUCGAGAUUAAAGAUAGGAAAGGUAGUGAGAAUGUUGUUGCAGAUCAUUUAUCUCGUCUUCCUCUUGUUGAUUAUGAUGAAACAUUACAUGAGCAUGGAAUGAUUUCUGAUUCUUUUCCAUUUGAGAAUGCUUGUGAGAUAGGUGCUAUUCCAUGGUUUGCUGAUAUUGUAAAUUUUCUUGCUUGUGGAAAAAUGCGCCCUGGCCUUUCUUCUCAGCAGAAGAAGAGAUUUUUGGCAAAUUGCAGGUUUUACUUUUGGGAUGAUCCCUAUCUUUUCCGCCUUGGUAAAGAUGAGGUGAUUAGACGUUGUAUUCCUGAUGAAGAGAUACAAGAUGUGUUGGCAUUCUGCCACGAAGCUCAUUGUGGAGGUCACUUUGGGGGUCGCAAAAUGGCUUUACAGUGUCAAAGAGUUGGGAAUAUUGGUAGAAGAAAUGAGAUGCCUCUUAAUAAUAAUUUGGUUGUUGAAGUCUUUAAUGUGUGGGGUAUUGAUUUUAUGGGACCAUUUCCCAAGUCGUCUGGAUAUGAGUUUGGAUUUCCUCGUGCUAUUAUUAGUGAUGGGGGAAAAUAUUUUUGCAAUAAACUCUUUGAGAAGUUGAUGAGAAAGAACGGCAUUACGUAUAAAGUGGCUACUCCUUAUCAUCCCCAAACUUCAGGGCAAGCUGAGACGAGCAAUAAGCAAAUUAAGGGGAUUUUGGAGAAGACGGUUAAGCCAUCGAGGAAAGAUUGGUCAACCAAACUUGGAGAUGCAUUGUGGGCGUAUCGUACCGCCUACAAAAGUGUGUUGGGAAUGAGUCCUUACCGGCUUAUUUUUGGAAAAACGUGUCAUCUUCCGGUUGAAGUGGAGCAUAGAGCUUAUUGGGCUAUUAAGUCGGUCAAUUUUGACUUGCUUAAUGCAGGAAAAGAACGAGCUUUGCAAAUUUCAGAGCUCGAUGAGUUGAGGAAUGAGGCGUAUGACAACGCCAAGAUUUACAAAGAUAAGGUGAAGAAGCUCCAUGAUCGAAACAUUGUGAGGAAGGAGUUACGCCCUGGAAUGAAGGUUCUUCUAUUUAAUUCUCGAUUGAGAUUAUUUCCGGGUAAGCUACGGCCACGUUGGAGUGGACCAUUUGAGAUUGAAGAAGUUUUUCCAUAUGGAGUGGUUAAAUUAUUCAAUCCGUGGAAGCAAGAGUCGUUUCAAGUCAAUGGUCAUAGGGUGAAGCCGUACAUUGAAGGAGGAAUUCGUCCAAAAGGAGUCGAGUCCAUUGUACUCGAUGAUGUGAUCUAUGAUUGA